CCCGCCAUCUUAGAUUCCGAGACAGCCACUAUGGACAUGCUAAAACUGAUGUUAAUAAACGACAAAUCGAAGUCUCGUGAGGAUUUGUAUACACAUUUAAACAUGUCGGUGGCAGUGGCUAAAGACAAAGGUGAUCAACUUCCGGGCACUAUAGAGGCGCAAUACGGCAAGUUUCUAUUGCCCUUCUGGGAAACCUUCCAAGAGACCAUCAGGGGCAAGGAGACUAACAUUGUAGUAGUAACAUACCAAUACAGUCCUUACAUAUUUGCCAACAACACCGACGCCAUCAAUACAGGAAUCAUCAAGAUGAUCAUCGUCGAUAAAAAUGGCAUGGACGUGACCUUGCCUGACCCCGAAGAUCCCGUGGGACUUCGUGCGGAAGCUGAAGACGCCUUGAAUGCGGUUGUUAAAUGGAAUGAGAUGGAAGCGUCGAAAACCACGGAGGGAGCAUUUGAUGCUAUCGUUGCUUUCAACUAUAGCAUCGUUGGUUUCACUAUCGAUAUCAACCUUAAGAGCACGAAGACGUGUAUUACAUUGGGAAAGUUCGGACCAGAAAGUUUCCCUACCGAGGAGGACUUUGACAUCCGUGUAGAAACUAAGGGCAAGAGUAAAAUUGUAAUGUCCAGACCAGAUGACCUUAUUAGGACCUUUAGUGACCAGACUUUACAAAUAGCCCACACUUACAAGAUGGAGGGGGAGGCUUUAAUUAAUCCAAUCCUGAUGGUCGUGCAGUGCGAAGAUGGUGCUCUCAGUCGCCGCCGAAAACGCUCGGCUACACCCACAUCAACGGCGGCACCCCCGGGUGCGGUUGAACCACACCAAUACCGUAUAGUAGAAGUAGAUUUAAGGAGAUUUGAUCCGUCGACAGGAAAAUGGAUUGUUAGCGAAGACAUAAAGGUCUCUUCUGGAUCCGGGACCAACAUAGCUUACAAGAGCAACUUCUUUGGGACAUUCUCUGCCAAUAUCUUGUUCGUAGCUCCAGAAACAAUCGACUUUGCAUCUAUCUUCCUUAACUUCUCAGAGAGGCUGAAAGAGACCCCCCACGCUUUGGCCUGUAUCAGUGGUAUUUUUAUUAUUGUCGUCAUCAUCGCCAUUCCUCUACGUCGAUUGGACAAAGGGGACGCUGUGAUGUGGAGUUACAUGCCUUUCGAGGACAACUUGCCAGGAGCUGAACAUAAAUAUUACAUAGCAGUAUCAACCGCCAUACGAUCGUCAAAAUACUUAUCCUCCACUGUGUAUAUCAAAGUGGUGGGAGACAAAGGAGAAACGGGGAUCAGACAACUUUCAGAUGGAAGGAGAAAGAAUUUUGGAAGAGGAACGACGUCGCAUUUUGUAAUGAGAACAAGCACCCAACUCGGUCAUUUGAAGUACCUUAUUGUGUGGCAUGAUAAUAAGGGUCCUUCCCCUGGAUGGUUGCUAAGUAAAAUCGUCAUCGGCGACAUCAAAAACAAUCGAAGGUAUGUGUUUGUCUGUGGCAAAUGGUUGUCUCUUGGUGGUGAGGACGGCAGAACGUGGAAGAAAAUGGAAGCUUUGGACGAGCAGGUGAUGGACAGCCAAAUGCUUCUAAACGAAACCAGCAAGCGUAACAUGUUUGAUGAGCACCUUUGGUUUUCUCUGUCCAAGCGUCCAAACUACAGUCGGUUCACCCGUGUUCAAAGAUUGUGGUCCAUCACCGCACUUCUGUUUCUGUCCAUGAUUGCUUCGGCCAUGUUCUAUAACACUGCUGACACUGGCGGACGUGUCAUAACCCUUGGACCGCUAAAACUCAGUUACAAGCAGUUUUACGUCGGCUUCAUGUCAGCCGCCAUCGCAGUAAUACCGAGUGUCAUUAUCAUCAACAUCUUCAAACAUCGUCGAUUUAAAGGCGAACAGGUGAUUAAGUUCCCUAGUAAAGGUAAACCAAUGAAGAAGCGGUGUUGUUGUGGAUGUUGUGCCAAGUGUUGCUCAGGCCCGACCUCGCUGCCCUGGUGGACUAUAUUUUUUGGUUAUCUGCUGAUUGUAGCAUGCAUAGGAUCAGGUGGGUCCUUCACUUUUAUGUAUUCCCUUGAAUGGGGGACAGAUCUCACAGUGGAAUGGUUGCUCGCCUUCUUCCUCGGAACGGUGGAAAGCGUCUUCGUAUUUGAACCAGUAAAGGCCAUUGCACUGGCUGUGUUUCUGGCAUGUUGCUGCUCGAGAAAUGCAAGGCAGACGCUUGCUGACCUCCCCUUUCCGUCUGAAGAUGAUAUGCAGGAUGAUGACAUGGACAUUGAACGAGUCGUGUUGGUAGUGGAUCCAACAGUAUUUUGUCCGGCUGAUAUCAAUGAUGACUCCUCCGUGGAAACCAGGCGACUGAAGCGACGUCUACAGUUGGACAAGAAGUUAUAUGCGCUCAUCAAACACUGGAUUGUACAAUUUCUCUACGUCGUAAUGGUGGCCACCAUCUGUUCCCAGAAUAUCGUCGAAGAUGCGUACUAUCAAAAUAAACAUCUCGAGUCUGUGUUGUCCUCGCACACGCCAAACUCAACAGAAGAUAUUUGGGAUUGGAUUUCAGACAAGUUUAUCGUAAAGAUUUUUCCGAAGCUGUACCUGAAUAACGAAGUGCGUAUGUCGUACAUCCUGCGGUUCAUUGACGAUACUCAACACUUCCGGUUAGGAUUAGCACGAGUACGGCAGGUCCGUGUGACCCCGAAAAGUGACCCUUUCCUCAUACCCUGGUUUGACACACAGUCGUGUUUCAUACCUACUGUUGUGGCGAAUCAGGUCACUAGAUGUCCGAUCAGCUACAACAUGGACACAGAGGCAACAGAGGACUACUGUAAAGGAUGGAUGCCCAACAACUUGACUUGUUUUGACGAGAAUGAGGAGACGGACUACGCCUAUUUGUAUCGGAACGAAACUGAAACUGGUGCAAUGAGCUAUCAGGGAACAUAUGGGACUUAUGGUGGUGGUGGUUACUAUCAAGACAUCGGACCAAAACGGUCUUUUGCAACCCGCGACAUGGAUCUGCUGAAAAAAAAUUCAUGGAUUGAUCAGUAUACAAGGGCAUUAUUUGUAGAAUCAAUGCUUUAUAAUCCUGAUUCAAAGCUUUUUUCUCACGUCAAAGUCAUUUUUGAGUUAUCAGCUUUUGGAGAACGCGACAUCUUGUUUAAAGUCUCAACUGCUAAUCUAUACCCAUUCCAGCAAUCAUUUGACUAUGUGGUGCUUGGAUUACAAGUUUUCUUCAUAUUUAUUAUCUUCAUCAAGUUUGUGUUGAUAUUCGUGCGUGCUAUCAAAAGCAGAUGUGGCUUCUUUUUGACUGUUGGUGCUUGGAUAAAUAUAUUAGAGGUUGGAUUUGGGAUGUGUGCCAUAGUCUUCUUCUGCAUCCGAGUUGACGAAACUAUAACAGCGAUAGAAAAAAUAUUCAAGAACCUUGGUUCCUUCGUGUCAUUCGAGAAGGUGAAUUUGAUGGACGAAUGGUACAGGACAACCGUAAGUGCUGUCUGUUUUAUAGCAACUCUUGGGUUGCUGGAGCCGCUGUCUUUUAACUACUACAUGCAUUUGAUGCGGAUCACUAUCAUUAUCGCCAGACACAAACUUGCCGGAUUCUUUUUAAUCUUGAUGGUCCUCAUCAUGUCCUUUUCAAUGCUCAUACAUCUCAUGUAUGGCAAUGUUGAAGAGCAAUUCUAUUCUGUGGGAGCUUCUGUUCUCUCCUUGUUCCAAGUUACCAUUGGGAUGAUUAGUUUUCGGCAGAAUAUUCACGUAGAGGACGUGGGUAUUAUCUGCAUAUUUGGACUUUUUACAAUCAUGAUUACGAUGAUUACUAUCAAUUUGUUCAUAAGUACAUUAAAUAUGGCAUUUUCGGACGCAACGGACCUCAUCACUAGACCAGGGGAAUAUCAGUUUGAUAAACGACUCAAUGGCCAUUUUUGGAAUAAAUUCGAGAGCAUUGUAAAGGUGCUGCAGUUGCCCAAGAUUCAUCCUGUUUCGGGAAGCAGAAAAGAUGAAGAAGAGGAAGAGGAAGAAAGAGAUCCGGUGGAUAAAAAGAUAAAUGCCCUACAGCAGAAAAUGGUGAGCCUGGUAAAAGAGGACUUCUAUACACAAGCUCAGUUUGUUAAAGGCUGUCUUAUAUGGACCACAAAAGUCAUCAAAUCUAGGGAAUUACGGUGUAUAUCCAGACUUCUGGAGACGGAAUCCCAUUACCUAUACAUGGAUAAAGCAAGCAGAUUCGUCCUGACCUUGAUUUUCGAUCAAGCUUUGGAUGAGCAGGAGAUUCCAGCUCGGCACAUCAGAAGGAACGAAAUGAUACUGAAUAAAAAGGUUGGUCCUCCGCCCGAAACGUAUAUGGAGCUGCUUAGUGACCUAUUUGUAAUCGGCAUUCCGGAUUCCCUUUCAGAUCAGGGCCCCUUGGAUGUCAAAGUUGUGGACAGAGAUAUAGUUGACGAAUCCAAAGUGUCAUAUGGAGAAAUUUUUAUCAUUGCAAGUUUCGACAGAGGAAGAUCAUGGCAAAGAUAUUUAUCGCUACAGUCUAAUACGGAAAGCCCAUGCAUAGGUAUAAAACUAAACACGUGUCCAAGUCAUGUCAUAGCUGCCAAGUGUGACCCGUGGAUGGCGCCUUCUGAGUCUGUCCGCUCUACGAUUGAGGCGCACGCCAUACCAAGUUUAGGCGGAUCAGUCACCCUGAAUCAGGACAGACGAGUCACUAUAACUAUAGAGCCAAACUCAUUCGAGACAACGUGCAAGAUGUCAUUUAUGUUUGAGGAGAAGCAGCCCGUCCCAGUGAUCUAUAUACGAGUUUCUGAUGAUGUAAAACAUCCGAUAAAGAUGACGUUACCCCAAACAGAGUUCCUUAAACCUCUACAGAGUAAGAAAGGUAUACCCAGAGAAUUUUUCUUAAUGACAAGAGAUGGGAUCGGGGUGUGGGAAAAAGGAUCAACACCUAUAAGGAAAAAUAAUCUUGGACACUUUAUGUUUAGAGUCGGCAAUCUUCGAAUCGGUGUUCUGAAGACCAUUACUGUUGUGCCAGAAGAGGAACAGACUUAAAGAAUGUAAUCUGAAUACCAGAUCGUGCUAGGAGAGACUGCGAACUGUGAUAAAAGUUAAAAAGUACAGUUCACCUUUUUUUUUUUUUUUUUUUUUACGAUACAUUUGUAAUACUAUGGAGUUUCUGUUAAGAAAUGUUGAGGAGAAACGUGAACAAGAUAUCAUAUAUUUUGCUUGUUAAGUUUCUUUUGUCAAAUUUAAUCUAACCGUGUUCUAACAUGAAUUGGAGCAUAGUUUUUCAUGACAACUGUUUGUGUUGGUAGUGAUAAACGUGAACCUAGCAUAUAAUGUAUUCGACGGUUUACAUCAUUUUGUGUUAAUGGCGCUUUGCAAACGUUCUUCUGCAUUGCAUAGGUACUUUAAAUCAAUAAGGACAUUAUUUAUCUAGGGUGGGUUGGCGGGUAGAAACAACACUUUUAAAUUCUAUGAAUAGUAUUUGUCUAGUGGGGGUGUUUGAUGAGUAGAUUCAGAACUUUUAAGAUAUUGUAUGAAUUUUAUUUAGGGUGUGUUGGUGGAUGGAUAGAUUCCGAAUCUUUAAUAUUCUGUGAAUAAAAUUUAUCUAGAGUGGAUUGAUGGUUGGGUAGUUUCAGAAUUUUUGAAUAUCCUGUCAAUGUUAUUUAUCUAGGGUUGAUUGAGGGUUGGGUGGAAUAAGAAUUUCUAAAUAUUCUGCCAAAAGUAUUUAUCUACGGUGGGUUGGGUGUUGGGUAGAUUGAGAAUUUUUAAAUAUACACUUAUCUAAGGUGGGUUGGGGAUGCGUAGAUUCAGAAUUAUUAAUUAUCCUGUCAAAAGUAUAUACCCAAGGUGGGUGGUUUGGUUUAACCAAAACUUUUAAGAUAUCCUGUCAAAAUGAUAUUACAAAUUUAACAACAGGACUUUUUAUUAGUCAGUAUGUUUCAUUGCUUUUAUCCAGUUACUGUAAUGAUAUUAUUACGUUAGAAAACAUGCAGUCUAAAAACAUCAUCAAGCUUUCCUGAAAUUAUACAUGCGCAUAUUUUCUGUAUACCUUGGCUCUCCAUUACAUUAACUUCCCCUUGUUUUCUUUUAAUUCUACCCAAUGUGAGCUAAUGUCUCAUGACAGUUAUUUAAUUAGAAUAUACAUGUACAUAAUUCUUUAUGUAACUUAUCAUUCUUUAUGUAACUUUAUCAUUCUUUAUGUAAUUUAUCAUUCUUUAUGUAACUUAUCAUUCUUUAUGUAAUUUUAUCAUUCUCUAUGUAAUUGUAUUAUUCGUUGUGUAAUCUAUCUUCUUUUUAAAUAUAAUUGAUCAUUCUUUAUGUAAUUAUCAUUUUUAUUUAACUUUAUCAUUCUCUAUGUAAUUGUAUUAUUAGUUGUGUAAUCUAUCUUUUUUUUAUAUAAUUAAUCAUUCUUUAUGUUAUUUAUCAUUUUUAUGUAGCUUAAUCAUUCUCUAUGUAAUUGUAUCAUUCGUUGUGUAAUUUAUCGUUUUUAUAUACAAUGUAUCAUUUAUCAUUAUUUAUGUAAAUUAUAAGUAUCAUUCUUUUAAUUGAUUUUAUAUGUUUUAUGAUAUUGCUAAUUCUGCAUUUGGAACUUGUCCAGUUAUACAACAAUGUUAUAUAUAUACUUAUAUAUAAAUGAGGUAUCAUUGUUGCAUUACAGACUGAAACUUUUGUAUGAUUAUUUAUUUAUUUGUAUGUUUGCUGUGCCUAAUAGUAGUCGGUUUUAGCUAAAAUGGUAAAAUUUGAUAUAUAGGAUAAUUUCUUUUUGAGAGCCAUUCAGGCAUUUCCGUUUAUUUCUCGGGGGAAAAAAAGAGUGGUUUUCCGUUGUGAGGAAUGCUGUGCCAUUUAAAAAUGUGAAGAGUUCCAUUUCAGAGCUUUUUAUCGACUUUGAGUAACUUCCCUUCAUAAUACAUACAUUUUUCUUCUCUUGUCAAGGUAAUAAUGUUACAUUUGAAUUGCAAAUAUCCACAAUUCUGAGCUUGUAAAAUUGGUGUAUAAUGGCAGUAACCGAUGUGGAAUAUACUAGUUGUUGAUAAUCUUUUAUUUUAUUGUUUUCAAAUAAAUCAUUAAACGACAAGUGUAUAUAAUGUUUGAAAUACAUCACAAGUUUUAUCAUUUUUUUUAUUAUCUAAUGGAAGUAAAUUUAGUUGUUAUUAGCAUGUAUACACAGCUGUUUGUCAUCUCAUAUACAAUGUUUUUAUUAGAAUUUAAAUUACCCUUUUUCAGAUAAGAUAAUAUUUAGUAGAAAUAUGUAAAUAUACAUGGUUAUAUUUGAAGAUUGUUUUUUCUAAUGAAUUCGAGAGUAGAUAAUUAAAAAAAGAAUAAUUUCAAAGGAUAAUGUUCCGAAUUAGAACUGUUUUACUUCAUUCUUGUUUUACAUCUCCCAGGGUAUAUUCUAAACUUUGACAAAGGGUGUGAUAUUUAUGUUAUGUAAUGAAAUAAAUAGGAUAUAUAUGGUUGUGUAUGGUGUAUUUUUAUAUUUUAUUAUGUACAUUAGUUAUACUUAAGCUUACAUAUAAAUAUACAAUGAUGUAUUGUACAGUGUAAACUGUUUUCUACGAAAUGAUGACAUAAGUAUUAACAAUUCACUGUUAGGGGAAAUAUGAUAUAUUCACUGAUAACGUAUGUAUAUUAAUAUAAUCACUACUAACGCAGAUGUGAUCUAUUCAUUGAAAAUGCACGUAUGCCAUAUACACUAGCAACACAAAUAUUUCACUGAUAACGCAAAUAUUUCACUGAUUACGCAAAUAUUACACUGAUAACACAAAUAUUACACUGAUAACGCAAAUAUUUCACUGAUAACGCAAAUAUUACACUGAUAACGCAAAUAUUCACUGAUAACGCAAAUAUUUUACUGAUAACGCAAAAAGAUAUAAAUUAAUUUAUUCCUUAAAUAACACAAAUAAUUUACUGAUAACGCAAAUAUCCAACCUAUUUUCUGUUAUUCAAACGAUAAUAUACAUGUACACACUCUCCGGGCUAUAUUUUCAAUCUAAUUUGAUAUAUCUACCACCAGUAUUAGGGAGAGUCAACACUGUAAUUCAUCAAUACAGGGAAUGUUGUCUUGCAGGGUAAUGGUUAUGUCACACAGACAAUGAAAACUUUAUUGUAUGUUCGUAAUCAUUCCUGAAUAUCUUGUUAUAUAUGCUUUUCAAAAACUAUAAUGAUGGAAUAAAAAUGUUUCAUGUAA
This is a messenger RNA of Pecten maximus, 8140 nucleotides long. Its product is annotated as polycystic kidney disease protein 1-like 2. Bases 31 to 4998 code for a protein of 1655 amino acids. The record is from RefSeq and is a predicted model, not a curated record. Gene Ontology annotation, molecular function: calcium channel activity; protein binding; calcium ion binding. NCBI's taxonomy places the organism in Eukaryota, Metazoa, Mollusca, Bivalvia, Pectinida, Pectinidae. Gene Ontology annotation, cellular component: membrane. The transcript has 23 exons. Gene Ontology annotation, biological process: detection of mechanical stimulus.